AUGACAGAUGAAUAUCAAGCACUUCAAUCCACUGUUAGUGUCAGUAAUGCUUUUCUGCAUGGCUAUCUCAAAGAAGAUGUGUAUAUGGUUCAACCUCCUGGUUUUGUGGAUCAGUCUAAGCCUCACCAUGUUUGUAAACUCAAACGGUCUCUCUAUGGACUCAAACAAGCUCCCCGAGCUUGGUAUGAAGCCUUCUACAGUGCACUGGUUUCGUUGGGUUUCUCUUCUUCUUCCUCGGACACUAGUCUCUUCAUCAAGAAAGACUCUUUCAUCACCUUCAUCUUAGUGUAUGUGGAUGAUAUCAUUAUCACUGGAAGUUCCCCUGCCCUCUGUCAGUCCAUUAUUUCCCAGCUUCAAUCCUUAUUUCCAGUCAAAGACUUAGGUGAUAUUCAUUAUUUUCUCGGCAUUGAGGUUCACCGAUCUGCAAAAGGAUUGUUUCUUCAUCAGUCCAAAUAUGCCUUGGACUUACUUAAGAAGACGGAUAUGCUUGGGGUCAAACCCUACACCACUCCCGUUAGUUCCAUAAAGUUGGAUCACUCUGGUUCUCCUCUCACAGAUCCUACUUCUUAUCGCUCCACCGUUGGUGCCCUUCAAUAUCUUACUUGGACACGACCGGAUUUGGCUUUUGCAGUCAACCAGGUUUGUCAGUACAUGCAUACUCCCCGGACUAUUCAUUUGCAGGCUGUCAAACGGAUUCUCCGGUACUUGAAGGGUACCCUUGACUCCGGGUUGUGGUUUACCAAAGGUCGGCAAAUUCUUACAGCAUGGACUGAUGCUGAUUGGGCAGGUUGCCCUGUGGACAGACGUUCUACUAAUGGAUACUGUGUGUUUCUUGGACCCAAUCUCAUCUCCUGGAGUGCCAAGAAACAAUGUACAGUAGCUCGUUCUUCUACUGAAGCUGAGUAUCGCUCUCUUGCUCAUACUGUUGCCGAACUCAGUUGGGUUUGUAAAAUUCUGGUUGACAUUUCCUUUCCUCUUCUGAAAACCCCGAGUGUUUUCUGUGAUAACAAGAGUGCCAUUGCUCUAGCUUUCAACCCAGUAUUUCAUGCCCGUACUAAACAUGUAGAGAUCGAUUAUCACUACAUCCGCGAAAAGGUUCUUCUGGGACAUAUCAGUGUUCAUCAUGUGGCUUCCUUACUCCAACUCGCUGAUAUCUUUACCAAAUCCCUCCCUGCUGAUCGAUUUGCACAGCUUCGGUUCAAGCUUUCAGUUCGCCCUUCUUCCUUCUGCUUGAGGGGGUGUAUUAAGGAGAAUGAAGGACCACCAGAUUGUAAUGCACACAAUGCACUAGAUUAG
Messenger RNA from Malus domestica (apple), 1296 nucleotides. The record is from RefSeq and is a predicted model, not a curated record. NCBI's taxonomy places the organism in Eukaryota, Viridiplantae, Streptophyta, Magnoliopsida, Rosales, Rosaceae.